GGAGGAUCUGCCCCCGGCCGCCAUGAUGGAGGCUCCCCUCCCAGGUAACAGGAGCUGUGGACGGGUCUGCUCCGGGCGGACACUGCUGGAUGUGCGGGUGAGACCGGCACCUAUAAGACAAUGGAUGGAUCCAGGAGGAGAAAUCCCCCCGAGAGAUGUCCCCGUCCUCUGUAUUCCCAGGACUGUCCAGAGGAGAAGCUCCCAGAGAACCAUCAGGAAAUCCCAGUAAGAAUUCCGAGGGAGACUUCACAUUAUCACUAAAUUUUAAAGUAGAAGAUCAGGAUAUCACACAGUGCUCUUCAGGAGAAAACCUCAUUACACUGAUUGUAUAUCCAGUACUUCACAAUACAGAUCCAUCAUAUAAUCCUCCUGAUUAUGAGGAACCUUCUCCUGACCAGUCAAAGAUUGUUACCACAAGUAUCGGGCAGAAAAGGGGUAAAAAGUUUCAGUGUGGGGAAUGUGGAAAGCAGGUUACAAGCAGCUCAAGUCUUUCCAAGCACAGAAAAAUUCACACAGGAGAGAAGCCAUUUUCAUGUUCUGAAUGUGGGAAAUGUUUUAUCCAGAAAUCAGAUCUUGCAAAACAUGAGAGAAUUCACACAGGAGAGAAGCCAUAUUCAUGUUCAGAAUGUGGGAAAUGUUUCACAGAAAAAUCUAGUCUCCUAACGCAUCAGAGGAUUCACACGGGGGUGAAACCGUAUUCAUGUCCAGAAUGUGGGAAAUGUUUUAUCCAGAAAUCAGAUCUUGUAAAACACGAGAGAAUUCACACAGGAGAGAAGCUGUACUCAUGUCCAGAAUGUGGUAAAUGUUUCACUGAAAAAUCAAGUCUGCUUGUACAUCAAAGAAUUCACACAGGAGAAAAGCCAUAUUCAUGUUCAGAAUGUGGGAAAUGCUUUGUAAAUAAAUCACAUCUUGUUACGCAUGAGAGAAUUCACACAGGAGAGAAGCCAUAUUCAUGUUCAGAAUGUGGGAAAUGCUUUGUAAAUAACUCAGUUCUUGAUAGACAUCAGAGAAUUCACACAGGGGAGAAGCCAUAUUCAUGUUUAAUAUGUGAAAAAUGUUUCACAAGUAAAUCAGCUUUUACUGCACAUGAGGAAAUUCACACAGACGAGAAGCUGUAUUCAUGUUCAAAUUGUCUGAAAUUUUUUGCAGAAAAGUCAACUCUGGUUACACAUCAGAAAAUUCAUACAGUAGACAGACCAUUUUCAUGUUUAGAAUGUGGGAAAUGUUUUACAGAAAAAUCAAGUCUCCUUAUGCAUCAGAGAAUUCACACAGGGCUAAAGCCAUAUUUGUGUUCAGAAUGUGGAAAAUGUUUUAUCCAGAAAUCUGAUCUUGUAAAACAUGAGAGAAUUCACACAGGAGAGAAGCUAUAUUCAUGUUCAGAUUGUGGGAAAUGUUUCACAGAAAAAUCAACUUUGGUUACACAUCAGAAAAUUCAUACAGGAGAGAAGCCGUAUUCAUGUUCAGAAUGUGGGAAAUGUUUUAGAGAAAAAGCCAAACUCCAUUACCAUCAGAGAAUUCACACAGGAGAAAAGCCAUAUUUGUGUUCAGUGUGUAGGAAAUGUUUUAGAAAUAAAUCAGAUCUUAUUAGACAUGAGAGAAUUCACACAGGAGAGAAGCCGUAUUCAUGCCCAGUCUGUGGGAAAUGUUUUCUAACUAAAUCGGAUGAAAUUAGACAUGAGAGAAGUCACACAAAGGUGAAGCCAUUUUCAUGUUCACUAUGUAUGAAACGUUUUACAACAAAAUUAUACCUUGUAAAACAUGAAAGAAGUCACACAGAGGAGAAACCACUCUGAUGUUUUGUAUGUGAACAAUGUUUAACAAGGAAAUACAUUUUUGAAUUCAUACAGAGAAGAAACCAUCUUAAAUCCAUCAGGUUAUUCAGAAAAGAGCUUUCUUUACUGUCAGAGCAGUGACACGGAAUUGUCCCUAGGAACCUUGCUUCUUCUCCUUACUGUAUUUAUACUUCCCCCCUUACUCCAGGAGAAUCCAGAGGGACAUCGUAUAUAAAGAUAAAGCUGAUGGAACAGAAGAAAACAGCAAUAAUAAAUUUAAUUUGCAGGAAUGCACUGAGCAUGGCAGAUUACUGAUGAUCAGCAUCAUUACUGUGCAGCGUUGGGCCCAUGGGUUGAAAUCUUACCACGGACAGCAUCUUCAUGGAAAUUGUAUGCUAUUCCUAUGCUUGUGACGUUUCCUCCAGAUUCUCAGCUUUGCUGUCACAUUCCAGAAACAUACUGACAGGUAAAGGGGUUUUCUGGGAUUCACUAUCUUCAGGUUAGGUCAUCAUAGCUGAUUGGUUGGGGUCUGACACCCGGGACCCCCGCUGAUCAGCUGUUUUCAGAAGACACCGGCUCUCCUGUGAGCAUUGCGGCCUUCUGUGUGCUUACCAAGCACAGUGCCAUACAUUGCAUAACGGCUGUGUUUGGUAUCACACUCACACACAUAGAAGUAAAGGGGGCUGAGUGCGAUACCAAGCACGGCCACUAUACAAUGCACAGCGCUGUGCUUUGGUGCCUUCUCAAACAGUUGAUCAGCAGGGGUCCUGAGGAUAGGUCAUCAGUAGUAAAAUCCCAGAAAACCCCUUUAAAUGGUUUCGCUGCCCUUUGUUUUCAGAUAAGUGCUGGAAACAUACAGUCACUUACUGAUAUCAUGUCUUUAGAAGAUCUGCACUGAAGUCCUUAUUGUACUGCUACUCCAACUGUCCUCACUGCUUGUACGGCUCUCGUAUCCUGAACAUGGUCACAAAUGGAGGGGCGGGUGACCAGACCAGUAAGUAUUGACUGGGCUUGGAAAGUAGUCUGAAUGAAGUGUUUGCCUACCUGCACAUGGCUAGGGGUAGACCUGCUGAAAUUACACACACAUUUCUAUGCAGAUUUUUGUGUUUUUGCACCAAAUUCAUGUUAAAAUCCGCAUGUUUUACUUGCAAAUUUUGUUGUGAUUUUGACACAGAUCUUACCCGUCCAUUCAAAAGGGUUGAAAUCCUCACCAAAAAUCUCACACACCAUUGAAUCUGCACGGCAGGUCAGUUUCUGCACAGAAGAAAUAUAUGAGAUUUAUCUAAUCCCCUACACUUUGCUGAGAAACCGCAUGAUAAAAAGGUGUGUAAUCCAAUAUUUUGUAGCCGCCAUUCAAUAAAAAUAC
Molecule: messenger RNA, 3138 nt
Organism: Bufo gargarizans (Asiatic toad)
Lineage: Eukaryota; Metazoa; Chordata; Amphibia; Anura; Bufonidae
Product: gastrula zinc finger protein XlCGF26.1-like
Exons: 3
Coding region: 156-1793 (545 amino acids)
Biological process (GO): regulation of cytokine production; negative regulation of transcription by RNA polymerase II; regulation of immune system process
Source: RefSeq, a predicted model, not a curated record